GCCUACAGAUACCCAAACAGGACAUUGACAUUCCACCAUAACCCACCGAUCAGAUCACCAUGCCACAAACCUACCUCGCUACCCCAGAUCACUCCCUGCAUCCCACUCCUUGCACGCACAUCAUUUCAUGCCCAGUCGCUCUACCGCCUCCCAGGAUGCACUUCACCGCUCCCGCUCCCUCAACUUCCUCCCAUCCCACCAAACAAAGCAACCCCUUCCAAAUCCCCCCGUAGUCGCCCA
This is a messenger RNA of Dothidotthia symphoricarpi CBS 119687, 240 nucleotides long. RefSeq lists its product as uncharacterized. Lineage: Eukaryota; Fungi; Ascomycota; Dothideomycetes; Pleosporales; Dothidotthiaceae. Bases 60 to 233 code for a protein of 57 amino acids. The record is from RefSeq and is a predicted model, not a curated record. The transcript has a single exon.